Seriola dumerili (greater amberjack) is the source of this 3687-nucleotide messenger RNA. It is a transcript of the gene otud7a, whose product is annotated as OTU deubiquitinase 7A. The transcript has 13 exons. Bases 282 to 3167 code for a protein of 961 amino acids. Gene Ontology annotation, cellular component: nucleus; cytoplasm. Lineage: Eukaryota; Metazoa; Chordata; Actinopteri; Carangiformes; Carangidae. Gene Ontology annotation, biological process: protein K11-linked deubiquitination; protein K48-linked deubiquitination; protein K63-linked deubiquitination. The record is from RefSeq and is a predicted model, not a curated record. Gene Ontology annotation, molecular function: DNA binding; K63-linked polyubiquitin modification-dependent protein binding; cysteine-type deubiquitinase activity.
GACAGCCUGAUAGGAAUUAACGGUUCGUCAGAGGUCUGGACUGAAAACGUUACGAUGGGGAGUAAUGACUGAAAACAGAACGGGUUCUGUGCAUCCCCAGCGUCUUCCUCUGCACUGCUGCCUCUGAAGCCAUGGACUAGAGCUGCAUCUGGUCCUGACAGUCCCGUGGUCAUCAGAUGGCGUCUCAACAACCCUCAGCGAAAAUACAGAAAAUGAGAACGUGAAGGCUGGCGUCCACCAAGGCCACCGCUGCACCUUGGGCAGCGCACACACAUGAUCACAUGACUCUGGACAUGGACGCGGUCCUGUCAGACUUUGUUCGGUCCACAGGGGCAGAACCGGGUCUGGCACGAGACCUGCUGGAAGGUAAAAACUGGGACCUCAGUGCUGCUCUAAAUGAUUAUGAGGAGCUCAGGCAGGUCCACACUGCCAACCUGCCGCAGGUCUUCAAUGAGGGCCGCUACUACAAGCAGCCAGAGACACGUGACACACCCACCCAUGUCAGCAAGAUCGACAGGCCGUGUGCACAGAAGCAGGAGGACAAUGCACAAGAGAAGCGUCUGUCCCGCGGCAUCUCCCACGCCAGCUCUGCUAUCGUCUCCCUGGCGCGGCUGCAGGUGGCCAGCGAGUGCACCAGCGAGCAGUUCCCUCUUGAGAUGCCCAUCUACACAUUCCAGCUACCAGACCUCAGUGUGUACAGCGAGGAUUUCAGGAGCUUCAUAGAGAGAGACCUGAUAGAGCAGUCCACCAUGAUGGCUCUGGAGCAGGCUGGUCGUCUCAACUGGUGGUCCACCAUGUGCACGAGCUGUAAGAAGCUGCUUCCUCUGGCCACCACAGGGGACGGGAACUGCCUCCUGCAUGCUGCCUCUUUAGGGAUGUGGGGCUUCCAUGACAGAGACCUGAUGCUGAGGAAAUCCCUGUACACCAUGAUGAAGAGCGGAGCGGAGAGAGAUGCUCUGAAGAGGAGGUGGAGGUGGCAGCAAACCCAACAGAACAAGGAGUCGGGGCUGGUGUACACUGAGGAGGAGUGGGAGAGAGAGUGGAACGAGCUGCUGAAGUUGGCCUCCAGUGAGCCUCGCACUCACCUCAGCAAAAACGGCAACACCAGUGGAGGUGUGGAUAAUUCUGAGGAUCCGGUCUAUGAGAGUCUAGAGGAGUUCCAUGUGUUUGUGCUGGCCCAUGUGCUACGCAGGCCAAUUGUAGUGGUGGCUGACACGAUGCUCAGAGACUCGGGAGGAGAAGCGUUCGCUCCCAUCCCGUUUGGAGGGCUCUAUCUGCCCCUGGAGGUGCCUCCAAGUCGCUGUCACUGCUCGCCUCUGGUCCUGGCCUACGAUCAAGCUCACUUUUCCGCACUGGUGUCCAUGGAGCAGAGAGACCAGCAGCGAGAGCAAGCUGUUAUCCCUCUGACUGACUCGGAGCACAAGCUGCUGGCGCUCCAUUUUGCCGUGGACCCUGGCAGGGACUGGGAGUGGGGGAGGGACGACAAUGAUAAUACCAAGCUUGCCAAUCUCAUCUUGUCUCUGGAGGCCAAACUCAACCUGCUGCACAACUACAUGAAUGUAACAUGGAUCCGAAUUCCAUCUGAAACAAGGGCUCCCCUGGCUCAGCCAGAGUCUCCCACAGCCUCUGCAGGUGAGGACGUCCAGUCUCUAGCUGAGUCCAUGGACUCUGACCGCGAGUCUGUCGGCAGCAACUCUAACGUCAACACGGGCAAGCCCAGCAAGGAGAAGGACAAAGACAAGCAGCGCAAGGACAAAGACAAGAGCCGGGCUGAUUCUGUAGCCAACAAACUGGGUAGCUUCAGCAAAACCUUGGGAAUCAAGCUGAAGAAGAACAUGGGAGGUCUGGGUGGCCUUGUGCACGGCAAAAUGAACAAAUCUAACUCUGGCUCAGGUCGUAAUGGGGAGAACGGAGGGGAAAAGGCAAAGAAGAAGGAGUCAAAGACAACCAAGGGAAGCAAGGAGGAGUCGGGUCAGUCAGCCAGCUCCACCUCCUCAGAGAAGGCCACUAGUCCCUCUCCAACAGACAGAGACAGACCCUCUAGCUCCUCCCCCACCGAGAGACAGGACAGUACAGGGAGAGGCACGGGGGACAAGACCAUGGAAAACUGGAAAUACAGCACCGAUGUCAAGCUCAGCCUCAACAUCCUGCGGGCGGCCAUGCAGGGGGAGCGCAAGUUCAUUUUUGCGGGCCUCUUGCUCACCAGCCAUCGACACCAGUUCCACGAGGAGAUGAUCAGCUACUAUCUGACCAACGCCCAGGAGCGAUUCAGCCAGGAGCAGGAGCAGAAGAGGAAGGAAGCCGAGAAGAAGCCCCCUGCCACUAAUGAGGUGGCCGUGAAGAAGCCUGAACAUGAGAGUGUCUUCCAGAGGGAGAGAUCAGACAGCUCGCCUCCGGAGAGCUGCUCUCCCGUCCUGCCCCACCACACCCACACCUACAACCACAACCACAACUCACAGCCCCCACUGGGUCUUAAGAUGCAGGGCAGGAACAGUCCCACUCCUGCAGCCCCCCUUGUCUCUGUCCCAGUGCCCCCCCUCACACCGCCAACAGUCCCCCACCAUGUCUCCCACCCAGCCCCAGCGCCUGCGCCUUACUCCUCCCCCAGUAUUGGUACUAAGAGACCUGGGCCUGUUCCUGUGUCUGCCCACUACAGCCAUACACCGCCCAUCCAGAGGCACAGCGUGAUUCACAUACAAGAUGUCAACAUGCAAUCCUCCAUCUUCCAAGAUGACCCCUAUAAGCCUGUGGUGGGCACCCUAAAGACAUGUGCCACCUACCCUCAGCAGAACCGCACACUCUCAUCCCAGAGUUACAGCCCUGCUCGCCUGUCGGGGGUCCGCACCGUUAACACCAUAGAGACGCUGUCCUACAAUAUGCCUGGCGAACACAAGUCCCACACCUACACCAAUGGAUUUGAUGCGGGAGACAUUCAGGACUGCCUGGAGUUUGCUGAUGAGGACAACUCGUCUCACACCUGGCUCAACCAAGACAAAACCAAAGGGCGGAGCUCUGGAAGCCCUUUGUACUGCUUUCAGCAGCGCCGCUGCAAGAGGGAGAACUGCUCUUUCUACGGUAGGCCAGAGACAGACAACUACUGCUCCUACUGCUACAGAGAGGAGCUGAAACGCAGGGAGAGGGAGAGCAAAGUGCAGAGGCCUGCAUAGCCAUCACCGCCACUUCAGCCACUUGUCAGCAAGGCCGCAGGAGACUUGAGGGAACGACACCAUCUGCACUCUGCAUUUAGAAUAACAUGAUGGCAAACAUUUUCCUAUUUUGUUGAAGAAUGCUCUUGUAUUCCUGUCACCCUCCCCUUAUUAGUAAAGAUGAUUACUUUAUGAUGGGGGAAGCAGAACUUGAAACAGUGAGCAGCUUUGGCCAGAUAUUGUGCUACUUUGUUUUUAUUUCUGUCUCAUUGAAUUUAGUCUUUUACUUGUUUUAGAGUAAAAGUCAUCUCUGUGAUGUAACUUCCUUUGUGUGAGGGAAAGGUCUUUAUUUUUCAAAAGUUCAAAAGAUUUGCAUCUUAUCUGGAGGGAACAUUUUAGCUCUUUUAAUCAGUUUGAAUGCAAUACCUCUGCUUGGUUCUUCAAAAUCUCUGUGGAAAAUUUGUAGUUGUUUUGCAAUCAAAAGAAAUUCAACGGGAGAUCAAUAUUAGACUUUAAAGCAAUAAAUUGGUGAUUUUCGCUA